Molecule: messenger RNA, 883 nt
Organism: Aricia agestis (brown argus)
Lineage: Eukaryota; Metazoa; Arthropoda; Insecta; Lepidoptera; Lycaenidae
Product: histone-lysine N-methyltransferase SETMAR
Exons: 2
Coding region: 1-840 (279 amino acids)
Cellular component (GO): nucleus
Molecular function (GO): histone methyltransferase activity; protein binding; zinc ion binding
Source: RefSeq, a predicted model, not a curated record
AUGAAUGCACUUCGUGAAAAUGAAGGACUCCUACACUCAUACGUUAGUACACUCGUUUAUGUUGAUGAAAGUAUUCCGGGGCCCUCGGACGAGUCUGAAGAUUACAAAAACAUAUUGAGCGAAUAUAACUCCCAGGUAACACACUCAUGUGAUUGCAGUAAAUGUGUCGAUACAUCCUGCAAGUGCUUACAACAAUCAGGGGGUGUUCAAAAUUAUAUCUUAGACGGUAAAGGAAACAUUGGGGCUUAUAAAUUGAAUACAAUAUUCGAUGUAAAUUCAGGCUUCAUUAAAGAAUGUAAUGAUCUUUGUUCAUGCUCCGAAUACUGUGGAAAUCGUCUGGUUCAAAAAGGCCCGAUAGACUGUCUUAUGGUCCAAAGCUGUAAAAAUAGUUUAAAAGGUUUAGGUUUAAUCACAUGUCAGGCUAUACACAGAGGUACAUUUAUAUGUGAAUACGCUGGAGAAUUACUAACGAGGGAUCAGGCUAUAUUCCGUAAUAAUCUUAAUCAACAAUCUGGUAAAAUGAAUUACAUAUUUUGUUUACAAGAACACUGUAAUGGUAAAACCUUACAAACCUUCAUCGAUCCCAGCUAUAUUGGCAAUAUUGGGCGGUAUAUAAACCACAGCUGUGAGCCUAAUUGUAAAAUUAUUCCCGUUAGGGUAAAUUCUAUGAUUCCAAAACUAGCUAUAUUCAGUAGCGAAGAUAUUUUGCCAGGAACUGAACUGACAUUUGACUAUGGUUGUACCAGCAACAUUUUUGAUACUGAACAAAAUGUUUGUAGAAAAGUGUGUCUAUGUGGGAGUCCAAGCUGUAGGGGUAUAAUGCCAUUUAAUACUUACUGAAUUUUUAUGUAGUUUAAUAAUAAAUUUAUUAUUGUGACAUCAA